UGAAAAGAAAACAUACAAUAAACAGAAGUGAGCUCAGCCUACAGGUAAUAAAAGAAUAUGAAACUGGCGUUUCGAAACGCUUUCCUUACCUUCUCAACUUCUUGCCGCUUCUUCUUAAACCCUACUCCUAAAAUCCCAUUCCCUCCUCUUGCGAUCCGUACGGCUCCCACAGUACUCGCCGGAACGUUUCUCCGCACUCUCUGCUGCUCCACAACUAUGGAGGGAGGUGAAUCACAUGCUCCUUCGCUGGAGAAGCAGUUCGAGGGUUUUCGGGUUCAGCUUGAGGAGUCAGGAAGCUUGAGAGAGCGCAUUCGAGCUGUUGUAAUGGAAAUUGAGUCCACCGCCAGGCUCAUGCAAGCCGGUCUUCUCCUUGUUCACCAGUCUCGCUCCACUCCUGAGGUUUUGGAGAGGCCAAAAGCUCAGAUUGCUGUGUUGAAGGGGCUAUACAAUCAACUCGCUCAAAUUCUUAGUGAAUGCCCCUCUCAAUAUUACAGGUAUCAUGGUGAUUGGAGGGGUGAGACACAGACUGUGGCUUCACUUCUUGCUUUUAUGCAUUGGUUAGAGACAGGAAAUCUUCUAUUGCAUACUGAAGCUGAGGAAAAACUGGGCUUGAACAGUUCAGAGUUUGGUCUAGAUGUUGAAGACUAUCUUGUAGGCCUUUGUUUCAUGUCAAAUGAACUGCCAAGAUAUGUGGUGAAUCAAGUGACAGCAGGGGACUAUGAUUGUCCAAGAAAGGUGUUGAAAUUCUUAACAGAACUCCAUGCAGCCUUCCGUAUGCUUAAUCUUCGGAACGAUUUCUUGCGGAAAAAGUUUGAUGGUAAGCUAUUCAUUUUAUAUCCUCUUUCCCAUAAAUGUUCACUUGUAUUUAUACUUACAUUCAUUCAAUCUUUUGCCAUCUACUGUAGGGAUGAAAUAUGACCUAAAAAGAGUUGAAGAAGUUCACUAUGAUGUUAAGAUCAGAGGCUUAACAGCCAGGGACUAAACAAACCAAAACCAAGAACAACAAGAGGAUCCCUAAGUUUAUACUUUCUUCACUAUUCAUCUUGUGUAGCUUUUAUUUUGUUUAGAGUAAUCCAAAUUUCCAAACAUCUUUUCUAAUCCUCAUGUAAAAGUUUGUGUGAGGGUAAGUGGCUGAAUUCAGUUAAAAAAUGACAUUACCUCUCUACAA
Messenger RNA from Cannabis sativa, 1168 nucleotides. RefSeq lists its product as uncharacterized. Bases 58 to 918 code for a protein of 286 amino acids. The record is from RefSeq and is a predicted model, not a curated record. Lineage: Eukaryota; Viridiplantae; Streptophyta; Magnoliopsida; Rosales; Cannabaceae. Gene Ontology annotation, molecular function: sequence-specific DNA binding; single-stranded DNA binding; RNA binding. Gene Ontology annotation, biological process: RNA metabolic process. Gene Ontology annotation, cellular component: nucleus; cytoplasm. The transcript has 6 exons.